This is a messenger RNA of Pan troglodytes (chimpanzee), 2567 nucleotides long. RefSeq names its product EGF-like fibulin extracellular matrix protein 1 (gene EFEMP1). The transcript has 13 exons. NCBI's taxonomy places the organism in Eukaryota, Metazoa, Chordata, Mammalia, Primates, Hominidae. Gene Ontology annotation, molecular function: calcium ion binding. The record is from RefSeq and is a predicted model, not a curated record. Bases 617 to 2098 code for a protein of 493 amino acids.
ACUAGAGAGUGGGAGCAUCCCCAAGGCUGAAGCACAUCCAGGACAUCACAUGUCAACGUGUCCUCUCUGGCCUGGGGUCCCCGCGAGUCUGGGAAACGAGGAGCUGGCAAGGGAGGGCAAGCGGGGGCGGCAAAGAGGGCCCCUGGAGCAGGGGGCGCGGACCUCGCUGCGCUGCGCGCUCUACCGCUGGGCUCGCAACGCUGGGCUCAGCGCUUGCGCCUCCCUCAGCUCUCUCCUCCGCCCCCCUUCGCCCUCCCCCUUUCCCUCCCUUUCUCCUCCUCCUCCUGCCGCCGCGGCCGCUGCCAGACUUCGCCAGAUCAGACCCACGGGGCUGCCCUCCCCUGCGCACUCCCCUCGCUGCCCGGGCCCGGAGCGCAGCGCGGCCGCGCAGGUAUUUUUGCUGUGCUGUGCAAGGAACUCUGCUAGCUCAAGCCUGCUUUGUAGGUGCAGUAUAAAAUGCACGCUGAAUGUCUUUUGUAUGUAAACAGCGUAGCAGGAUGGAGUAACGUGAAAUGCAAUUCUACAGCAGUUUUUACGUCUUUGCUGCCUCGUUCGUUGGCUACCGAGAAGGUUCAGGAGGGGGAGGGGAGAUGAGAAAGCAGAUUGGAAAUUCACAAUGUUGAAAGCCCUUUUCCUAACUAUGCUGACUCUGGCGCUGGUCAAGUCACAGGACACCGAAGAAACCAUCACGUACACGCAAUGCACUGACGGAUAUGAGUGGGAUCCUGUGAGACAGCAAUGCAAAGAUAUUGAUGAAUGUGACAUUGUCCCAGACGCUUGUAAAGGUGGAAUGAAGUGCGUCAACCACUAUGGAGGAUACCUCUGCCUUCCGAAAACAGCCCAGAUUAUUGUCAAUAAUGAACAGCCUCAGCAGGAAACACAACCAGCAGAAGGAACCUCAGGGGCAACCACCGGGGUUGUAGCUGCCAGCAGCAUGGCAACCAGUGGAGUGUUGCCCGGGGGUGGUUUUGUGGCCAGUGCUGCUGCAGUCGCAGGCCCUGAAAUGCAGACUGGCCGAAAUAACUUUGUCAUCCGGCGGAACCCAGCUGACCCUCAGCGCAUUCCCUCCAACCCUUCCCACCGUAUCCAGUGUGCAGCAGGCUACGAGCAAAGUGAACACAACGUGUGCCAAGACAUAGACGAGUGCACUGCAGGGACGCACAACUGUAGAGCAGACCAAGUGUGCAUCAAUUUACGGGGAUCCUUUGCAUGUCAGUGCCCUCCUGGAUAUCAGAAGCGAGGGGAGCAGUGCGUAGACAUAGAUGAAUGUACCAUCCCUCCAUAUUGCCACCAAAGAUGCGUGAAUACACCAGGCUCAUUUUAUUGCCAGUGCAGUCCUGGGUUUCAAUUGGCAGCAAACAACUAUACCUGCGUAGAUAUAAAUGAAUGUGAUGCCAGCAAUCAAUGUGCUCAGCAGUGCUACAACAUUCUUGGUUCAUUCAUCUGUCAGUGCAAUCAAGGAUAUGAGCUAAGCAGUGACAGGCUCAACUGUGAAGACAUUGAUGAAUGCAGAACCUCAAGCUACCUGUGUCAAUAUCAAUGUGUCAAUGAACCUGGGAAAUUCUCAUGUAUGUGCCCCCAGGGAUACCAAGUGGUGAGAAGUAGAACAUGUCAAGAUAUAAAUGAGUGUGAGACCACAAAUGAAUGCCGGGAGGAUGAAAUGUGUUGGAAUUAUCAUGGCGGCUUCCGUUGUUAUCCACGAAAUCCUUGUCAAGAUCCCUACAUUCUAACACCAGAGAACCGAUGUGUUUGCCCAGUCUCAAAUGCCAUGUGCCGAGAACUGCCCCAGUCAAUAGUCUACAAAUACAUGAGCAUCCGAUCUGAUAGGUCUGUGCCAUCAGACAUCUUCCAGAUACAGGCCACAACUAUUUAUGCCAACACCAUCAAUACUUUUCGGAUUAAAUCUGGAAAUGAAAAUGGAGAGUUCUACCUACGACAAACAAGUCCUGUAAGUGCAAUGCUUGUGCUCGUGAAGUCAUUAUCAGGACCAAGAGAACAUAUCGUGGACCUGGAGAUGCUGACAGUCAGCAGUAUAGGGACCUUCCGCACAAGCUCUGUGUUAAGAUUGACAAUAAUAGUGGGGCCAUUUUCAUUUUAGUCUUUUCUAAGAGUCAACCACAGGCAUUUAAGUCAGCCAAAGAAUAUUGUUACCUUAAAGCACUAUUUUAUUUAUAGAUAUAUCUAGUGCAUCUACAUCUCUAUACUGUACACUCACCCAUAAUUCAAACAAUUACACCAUGGUAUAAAGUGGGCAUUUAAUAUGUAAAGAUUCAAAGUUUGUCUUUAUUACUGUAUGUAAAUUAGACAUUAAUCCACUAAACUGGUCUUCUUCAAGAGAGCUAAGUAUACACUAUCUGGUGAAACUUGGAUUCUUUCCUAUAAAAGUGGGACCAAGCAAUGAUGAUCUUCUGUGGUGCUUAAGGAAACUUACUAGAGCUCCACUAACAGUCUCAUAAGGAGGCAGCCAUCAUAACCAUUGAAUAGCAUGCAAGGGUAAGAAUGAGUUUUUAACUGCUUUGUAAGAAAAUGGAAAAGGUCAAUAAAGAUAUAUUUCUUUAGAAAAUGGG